This is a messenger RNA of Tupaia belangeri chinensis (Chinese tree shrew), 732 nucleotides long. RefSeq names its product BICD family-like cargo adapter 1. Gene Ontology annotation, biological process: vesicle transport along microtubule; Golgi to secretory granule transport. Lineage: Eukaryota; Metazoa; Chordata; Mammalia; Scandentia; Tupaiidae. The record is from RefSeq and is a predicted model, not a curated record.
GGCGGCCGGGGAGCGGCCGUCCGACCCCGGGGAGCUUUCUCAGGCCGAGCCCGGGCCUCUGGCCGAGGGGCCCGGACCGCAGCCACCGCCCGCCCAGGACCCAGAGCUGCUGUCGGUGAUCCGGCAGAAAGAGAAGGAUCUGGUGCUGGCGGCCCGGCUGGGCAAGGCGCUGCUCGAGAGGAACCAGGACAUGAGCCGGCAGUACGAGCAGAUGCACAAGGAGCUGACAGACAAGCUGGAGCACUUAGAACAAGAGAAACACGAACUGAGAAGACGAUUUGAGAACCGAGAAGGGGAGUGGGAAGGGCGAGUGUCAGAGCUGGAGAGCGACGUGAAACAGCUACAGGAUGAGUUGGAGAGGCAGCAGGUUCAUCUGCGGGAGGCAGAUCGUGAGAAAACACGGGCUGUCCAGGAGCUAUCUGAACAAAACCAAAGGUUACUGGAUCAGCUCAGCAGGGUGAGUCACAAGUUAGGAAUUCAUCGUGUAAAAUAUUAAAAAUUGAAACAGAACUUCCGGGUAAUGUCAGUCAUGUGUAUAGUAAGAGCACUUCUGACUUUUGAUGCCUUCGGUUUUGAUAUCAACAAGUGAAGUAGCUUCUGUCUACAAGAUCGACAGAAGUACCUACCAACUAGGAGUUAGGAGCUAAAAUUCACGCCUGUGACUAACUAGCUGUAAUAUUCGGUAUAUAUGAAAGGAGAUAUGUGUCAUCUAUAUUUAACGUCUGUUUUGUU